Molecule: messenger RNA, 2193 nt
Organism: Morus notabilis
Lineage: Eukaryota; Viridiplantae; Streptophyta; Magnoliopsida; Rosales; Moraceae
Product: myb family transcription factor PHL6
Exons: 8
Coding region: 569-2050 (493 amino acids)
Molecular function (GO): DNA-binding transcription factor activity; DNA binding
Source: RefSeq, a predicted model, not a curated record
CCAAAACACAAUCAAUCAUUUGACGCAGCCAUAAACCAAAUUCCAAUCCCAACUCUAUUCCCUUCAUGGCUGAGAGCAGCCAGAGCAAAGCAUUUUCCUCUCUCUCCUGCCUUCUCAAUAGGACUUGUACCUGAAAAGACUGAGUCGUUCUUUUCAUAAGUUUGAACCACAAUUCAAACCCUUUUACUACAAGUGCGUUCUCAUGAAAAAUUUAAAUGCCAUUUCAAAUUUUUCUGUUCAAACCUGCGAAAAGGACGACCUUAAGGUAUAUGUAUCUAUUUCAUUAAAAAAGAAAGGUCUCUAAGAUCCACAAGUCAAUGGGAACUCCAAUAAAAAAUCAGAUGUCUCGUUUCUUCUUCCCAUUAAAAUUAGCAUAACAGGUCGAGGCUUACCUGUUAGUGAAAAUAAGCUUAUUUGUAUUGUAAAAAUGUUACUUUUUGUUUCUUCUAUGUGAAAAACCAUAAACAAGAAAGAUCAGAGAGAACCAAGACAUAAGCAGGAGUUGUAUGUUAAUUCAUAGUCAAAGCCUACAUUCCUUCGCUCUUUGAUCGGUUGGAUUUCCAUCAACAUGAUGAACCGUCACAGUAUUGUAUCUGUGACACAAAGUGAGCCUUCAAAAGGGGUUCCACAGCCAUAUUGUAUACCAGUACAUGACUUUUUGAGUAUUGGAUCAGAAGGGAAGAGUUUGCUGGUCGGAGAAUGUUCAUCUCCGCACCCCUCGCCUUUCAUACGGACAGAGUCUCUUGGUUCUCCUUUCAUUGGAGCAGCUUCUACGCAUCCUCCUAAGUUCUACUACGGGUCCGAGUUGAACAGUCCUGCAUCUCCUGGUUCUCAUACUCAUCAUGCUAAGAAUGCGUUUUCGCGCUCUUCUGUAUUCUGUACCAGCUUAUACCAGUCAUCUUCGUCAAGUUCAGAAACCCAUCGGCAGCUUGGGAAUUUGCCAUUCCUUCCACCUCCAACAUGCAACCAGUCUAGUUCUGCGGUUGAUACCAAAUCUCCACUGAUUUUUAGUGGGGAUAUAACCAAUAACGAAUAUGGCAACGACGAAUCGGAGGAUCUCCUGAAGGACUUUCUUAACUUACCAGGGGAUGCAUCGCAGAACAGGUUUCACAGUCUGACCUGUGCAAGUGACAGUCUAGCACUCACUGAGCAACUGGAGCUGCACUACUUAUCAGAUGACCUUGAUAUAGCCAUCACUGACCAUGGAGAAACUCCCGGAGUUGAUGAAAUAUAUGAAACGCCCCAAGCUCCGUUAAAACCUUCCAUAGAAUUGAUGUGCAACCAGAGUCAUCGCUCUGCAGCACCACCGCCAAUUGAUUCUCUAUCAAUCCAUCCAUCUCCGGGGCCUGCCGCUGCGCAUAAGCCACGGAUGCGUUGGACUCCCGAGCUCCAUGAGCGAUUUAUAGAGGCUGUCCGCAAGCUUUAUGGAGCUGAAAAGGCCACUCCAAAGGGCGUACUAAAGCUUAUGAAGGUUGAGGGUCUAACCAUUUAUCACGUGAAAAGCCAUUUACAGAAAUACCGACUUGCCAAGUAUAUGCCAGAGAAAAAGGAAGAGAAGAAGCCUUCUAGCCCUGAAGAAAAGAAAACAGUCUCAAUCAACAACGAAAGUGAUGGACGUAGAAAAGGGAGCGUCCAAAUCACUGAAGCUCUUAGAAUGCAAAUGGAAGUUCAGAAACAAUUGCAUGAACAGCUUGAGGUCCAAAGGGCGCUUCAGUUGCGCAUAGAGGAGCAUGCAAAAUACUUGCAAAAGAUCCUAGAGGAACAACAGAAAGCUGGAAGUGCUUUGGCUUCUUCCCAAGCCUUGUCAUCAGUGACUAGUCCCUGCAGCCAAGACUCGGAACGACAACCUCCACCAUCAGUUCUUAAGUCGCCGCCGCAGCUGGCGGAGUCUAAAUCCGACUCUUCAUUGUCGUCUCUACCGUCGAAGUCGAAAGCGGGAGAAAGUGGUAGAGAUUGUGAGCCGGAAGAAAGCAACAAACGUUUGCGUCUUGAUGAGGAGGAAAAAUGUGCAGGUGACGAGACUGUUGUUGAAAAUGCUGAUCAGCAAUGACAAAUUGUUUGCAUCAAUUGUAACCUCCGUGAGAUUUUGUUCAUCAGAUUUAAGUAAAAUUUGUAUAGCUCUUGUUAGUAAUUUGGUCGAUUUGUAUCUAGUUUGACUCUCUGCAAUUUGAAUGAAAGAAAUGAACGACAGCU